AAUUACAUACAAAGUGCUAGCCCCUUCCCUUACACAUGCACACCAUAUUUUUUUCCCCUGAAAACAGGUGGCCGCUUAUCUGAUCAUGCCUCUCCUCCUGCCGGCAAUGAGUUUAGUAAGCCACCGCCAAAUGCAAGUUGACUUAAUAGGAGGUUCUCUGCUCGGGACUCUGAAGUUAAAGAAUCGGAAUGAGAGCUCAGUGGGUCCGUUAAUCAAAAGAGUCUUUCCUUCCUCCGAGCCGACUGGACUUCUAUCAUCUAUCAAAUCUGGUCGGCCGGCGACGAGGAAAAGGAAGGCAAAUGUGCAUCAGCGCCGUCCGAUAUUGAGAACGGUGAUUUCAGUUUUCCAGGUGCAGGCUCUUCCAGUUGUGUAUCUCAGGCCAGGAGAAGUAGAAACUUUGGUGACUGCUUGGUUAAAUGCCCUUGGUGGUGCAGCCUCAGAUUAUCUGGAGCAAGAGCUGCAACAGGGUGAUGGCAAUGGGGUAAAGAGUGAUUAUGGGCAUGUGCAAGGGAAAGGUGGGAUAGUUCUUUAGCGUUUAGUCUGAGAGUUUGCUGAUGGUCAUUGCAACGUCCCAUAUUGUUGCCUGUAUAUAUAUUGGAGUUGAUACUGCCUGCAGCUUCAUGCUCUAGCAGCUCUACCUAGCUUAAAGCAUCUCUUGCAAAAUGAUGGCUUGUUUUCAUUCUUGCUCAUUGCCGGGGGCCUUGAGUUGGAGAGUGUGCACGCUAUCUCCCAAGUGCAACAAGGGUGACAAUCAAAAAUUAAGUUUCAAUUAUUUUAAUAAAUAAAUUUCUUUAUAGCUAUAAAUGAAUAAUGUGGGAUAAAUAAAUUAGACAUAGGUAU
Molecule: messenger RNA, 840 nt
Organism: Rubroshorea leprosula
Lineage: Eukaryota; Viridiplantae; Streptophyta; Magnoliopsida; Malvales; Dipterocarpaceae
Source: the annotation of a GenBank genome assembly